Molecule: messenger RNA, 2223 nt
Organism: Haliaeetus leucocephalus (bald eagle)
Lineage: Eukaryota; Metazoa; Chordata; Aves; Accipitriformes; Accipitridae
Gene: PTGS2
Product: prostaglandin-endoperoxide synthase 2 (prostaglandin G/H synthase and cyclooxygenase)
Exons: 10
Coding region: 1-1812 (603 amino acids)
Biological process (GO): cyclooxygenase pathway; response to oxidative stress
Cellular component (GO): neuron projection; cytoplasm
Molecular function (GO): peroxidase activity; heme binding; oxidoreductase activity, acting on single donors with incorporation of molecular oxygen, incorporation of two atoms of oxygen
Source: RefSeq, a predicted model, not a curated record
AUGCUUCUGCCCUGCGCUCUGGUGGCCGCUCUCCUGGCUGCUGGCCACGCAGCCAACCCUUGCUGUUCAAACCCCUGUCAGAACAGAGGAGUAUGCAUGACAACAGGAUUUGAUCAGUAUGAAUGCGACUGUACGCGGACAGGAUAUUAUGGAGAAAACUGUACAACACCGGAGUUUUUCACAUGGCUGAGGCUGACAUUGAAACCUUCGCCGAAUACUGUCCACUACAUCCUCACCCACUUUGAAGCAGCCUGGAGUAUCAUCAACAAUAUUCCCUUCUUACGAGAUGCUAUUAUGAGAUAUGUAUUAAUGUCAAGAUCACACUUGAUUGACAGCCCACCAACUUACAAUAGUGAUUAUAGUUACAAAAGCUGGGAAGCUUAUUCCAAUCUUUCCUAUUAUACAAGAAGCCUUCCACCAGUAGGACUUGACUGCCCAACACCGAUGGGUGUUAAAGGUAAGAAAGAGCUCCCAGAUUCCAAGCUGAUUGUGGAGAAGUUUUUGCUAAGGAAAAAAUUUAUUCCUGACCCACAAGGCACAAAUGUGAUGUUCACAUUCUUUGCCCAACACUUCACUCAUCAGUUCUUUAAGACGGACCACAAGAAAGGACCUGGCUUCACCAAAGCUCUCGGCCAUGGGGUUGACUUGAACCAUAUUUACGGAGAGACUUUGGAGAGACAACUUAAACUGAGACUUCUAAAGGAUGGAAAGCUAAAAUACCAGAUGAUCGAUGGAGAAAUGUAUCCACCAACAGUGAAGGACACUCAGGCAGAUAUGAUCUACCCUCCUCAUGUACCUGAACACCUGCAGUUUUCUGUUGGGCAGGAGGUGUUCGGUUUGGUCCCAGGCUUGAUGAUGUAUGCUACAAUAUGGCUGAGGGAACACAACCGGGUCUGUGACAUCCUGAAACAGGAGCAUCCAGAGUGGGAUGAUGAGCAGCUGUUCCAAACUAGUAGGCUCAUAUUGAUAGGAGAGACAAUCAAGAUAGUUAUUGAGGACUAUGUGCAGCACUUGAGUGGCUACCACUUCAAACUCAAGUUCGAUCCUGAGCUGCUGUUCAGCCAGCGAUUUCAAUACCAGAACAGAAUUGCAGCUGAAUUCAAUACUCUUUACCACUGGCACCCACUUCUGCCUGACACUUUCCAGAUACAUGACCAGGAGUACACUUUCCAGCAGUUCCUCUACAACAACUCUAUAAUGCUGGAACAUGGCCUUUCCCAUAUGGUGAAGUCUUUCUCCAAGCAAAGUGCUGGCAGGGUCGCUGGUGGGAAAAACUUUCCUGCUGCAGUACAGAAAGUAGCAAAGGCUUCAAUUGACCAAAGCAGACAAAUGAGAUACCAGUCCUUGAAUGAAUACAGGAAACGCUUCAUGUUGAAACCAUUCAAAUCAUUUGAAGAACUUACAGGAGAAAAAGAAAUGGCAGCUGAACUGGAAGAGCUUUAUGGCGACAUUGAUGCUAUGGAGCUGUACCCAGGCCUUCUUGUAGAAAAGCCACGACCAGGUGCAAUCUUUGGUGAAACAAUGGUGGAGAUUGGAGCACCAUUCUCUCUGAAAGGACUGAUGGGAAAUGCUAUCUGCUCCCCUGAGUACUGGAAGCCUAGCACCUUUGGUGGAAAAGUGGGCUUUGAAAUAAUCAAUACUGCCUCCUUACAGAAGCUCAUCUGCAACAACGUGAAAGGCUGUCCUUUCACUGCUUUCCACAUCUUAAAUCCAGAACCCACAGAGGCAACUAUUAAUGUUAGUACCUCAAAAACAGCAAUGGAAGAUAUCAACCCCACACUACUACUGAAAGAGCGAUCUGCUGAGUUGUAAAAAUCCAUCUAUUUAUUUAACUAUAUAAUUUAUUCUAUUUAUGGCUUAAAGUGUUUAAAAACAAAAAAAACUUGAGCAUCUUCUUUGUGGGGGUUGCCCUAGAUUCCUUACUCAAGUAAGGCUUCCAUUUAAGAAAGGGAUUUUCUGUGUUGGAGCUCUACAGUGGUGAAUCCCUUGUUUAAAAUCUUCUGUAACAGAACUAUGUAUUCCAAAGUGGACAGAAGUUCCAACUUUUUUUAAUGUUGUUUUAAUACUUGACAAAGGGUGUUGGUGGGUUUUUGUCUUUUCACUUGAUAGGUCACAUAACACUACAAAAUUGGUUAUUGCCUCAGCAACUUCUUAAACUUGAAAGCAGACCAUUGAACUAAAAGUACAAGAAAAAUUUGACGUAAUGAAAACUGCCAGAAAAGA